Molecule: messenger RNA, 1252 nt
Organism: Lytechinus variegatus (green sea urchin)
Lineage: Eukaryota; Metazoa; Echinodermata; Echinoidea; Temnopleuroida; Toxopneustidae
Product: lysozyme 2-like
Exons: 3
Coding region: 130-531 (133 amino acids)
Molecular function (GO): lysozyme activity
Source: RefSeq, a predicted model, not a curated record
GCGCCUAACUCGACAUUUGCCUUAUUUUAUCAACUUGCUUAAAAAAUUAAAAUUAACGCUUGCGGAGUUUGGAUUUGCAGCUGCUGUUCGUCUAGAAUUUAGAAGUUCAUCGAAAGAUCUGUGGCAAUCAUGGCAUCACAAAUAAGGAUCUUAUUGUUAACCAUUUUCAUCGUUGCGAUGUGGAGCAGCAAUACAUCAGCAUCGUUGUCUGAUUACUGCCUACGGUGUAUCUGUGAGAAGACACGGGGCUGUUCUUGUUCCGGGGAUGAAGGAUGUGGACCAUUCAACAUUGAAGAAUCUUUCAUGUCCCCUAGAGCUGCAAUGAGUUACGGUGAAUGCAAGGCCGAUGUCGUGUGCAGUCGCAAUGCCUUCCAGGACUUCGUGGAUCAAUUCGAACUGCGAGAGAGUUCUCGGGGCAUCCCGAAGUGCGAGCUGGCGUCUCGGAUCCAAAGAGGAGGCGCCGUGGGUUCCAGCUCCCGGGCAGCAGACUCCUUCUGGCUCUUGGUCCAAUCCUGCAUGAUCAACGAAUAGACCUAGUCCUACCAAAAAUAGGUCCUUUUCGUCUUUUAAAAUGAUUUUCGAUUAAGCAUGUUACAGUUAAGAUGUAAGGAAUACAAAUUUUAAAUACCCUUCAUAUUCUGUGAUGCUUCCAUUUCGCCAGUUUUAAAAGUUAACAGUUUAAUAUAAUCUAAUGACAAGUUUUUUAAAUUUCAUAUUUUCGAUUUGUUAAUAGAUCAUACUGAAUGAUCUGAAGUUGUUUGUAAUUUUUUUUUGUUAUGCAUCCGCAGUGUCUAGUGACUAUAAAAUUAGGAAUUAUUGAGAUUAUAAUUUAAUUCAUGCAAAUGAUACUAACAUUUACAUGAGGUUUCUUUUGUUUCCAUUUUCAUGAGAUGCCCAAUUUUUCUCCAGAAUAUAAUAGAAGUGGUAACAAGCCUAACGGUAUUAUGAUGAACAUUUAUAUCUAAAAUGACUUGCACCAUAACUCUCAUUACGUAUCAUUUUCAUGAAAGGGCUUAAAUUUUCUUUCGGUGGUAUUACAUUCGCGUUUAAUGAUUUUUUAACGUUUUUUCAAGUUACAUUUAACUAUUGAAGCAGCGUUGGAUAUGUUAGAUCGGCGUUGCCUUUUGUUUAGGAUAACAUGCCCCCCCAAAAAAAAAAAUACAUCAUGUUUUGUUAUUUUUCACGUUUGGUGACUUGAACAAGUAAAAGAAACUUGAAUGAAGUAGAUGCCAGAGGAUGUAAAGACACAGUA